AAAUUCAACUAUCCGGGAAACGCUUACCCACUGUCGUGGCUGGCCUGGCUGGCCUGGCUCAUGGGUAUAAGUAUGAGUGCUGGCUGGGUGAAGGGAGCCGAGCUCAGCUGAAGUUAGUCAGUCACCUAAACAAUAUGUACGCUACUGUCUUCAUAACGUUUCCAAUCGACUGAUACGGUCUUAUGAAUCGAUAGGAAGUGGAUUGGACAGACUGUCAGGAUGGCAGAGAGUUUUUUAAUGGAAGCGUGUGUGGACUCCGUGGAGUCUGCUGUCAAUGCUGAACGAGGAGGUGCAGGUCGACUUGAACUGUGUUCUAGUCUUCUGGAGGGAGGACUCACUCCCAGUCAAGGUCUGUUGCAGGUUGUGAAGCAGAAUGUCAAAAUUCCAGUCUAUGUGAUGAUAAGGCCUCGUGGGGGGGACUUCCUGUACUCAGACCAGGAAGUGGAGGUGAUGAGGAAGGACAUAGAGCUGAUGAAGAGCCACGGGGCCGACGGACUAGUGCUGGGAGCCCUGACAGAGGAUGGACAGGUGGACGCGGAGCUCUGUAUGGAGUUACUGGCUGCUGCUCGACCUUUGCCCAUCACCUUCCACCGAGCUUUUGACAUGGUUAAUGACCCAGUGGUUGCUCUGGAGACACUGAUAUCAUUAGGGUUCCAGCGUCUGUUGACAAGUGGCUGUGACAAUUCUGCUUUGGAGGGACUCCCUCUCAUUAAACGGCUCAUUGAACAAGCUAAAGGGAGAAUUGCCAUCAUGCCAGGAGGGGGUAUUAAUGAGAGGAACCUGCAGAGAAUUUUAGAGGGGUCGGGAGCUGAAGAGUUUCACUGCUCAGCCCGCUCCAGUAGGGAUUCUGCCAUGAAGUUCAGGAACACCUGUGUGACGAUGGGAGCUACUUUCUCAGCACCUGAGUACGGCCUGAAGGUGACAGAUGUGAGAAAGGUCCGCACUCUUAAUGCAAUAGCCGGAAAUACCAUGUAAAUGGGUACUGGACAGUCAUGACAGACAACAAAACAGAUACCUCAAAAGUGAUCAUAAGUAAUUAUACUGGUAUGUCAAAAAACAUUUUUUUCUUUAUCACUGAUCAAACAGUCCUUGUAAAGUUAGUGCUCAGGGAAAGCCCUGCAACCUUCUGGGAUAUGCAGUUAAAGUAUAUCACAGUGGAGAGUGAUUCAUAAUUUACAUUUGUUAUUGUACACAUGUAUGGGCUGUGUAAUAAAAUACACUACCAAUUUUGAAA
Molecule: messenger RNA, 1234 nt
Organism: Perca flavescens (yellow perch)
Lineage: Eukaryota; Metazoa; Chordata; Actinopteri; Perciformes; Percidae
Gene: cutc
Product: cutC copper transporter homolog (E. coli)
Exons: 9
Coding region: 220-975 (251 amino acids)
Molecular function (GO): copper ion binding
Source: RefSeq, a predicted model, not a curated record